GAUUGAUAUAAAUAUAAUAAAAUUUACUUUUAUAGUAAGCAGAUAGCUAAUGUCAAAAAAUUCUUGCGAUACAAGUGAGCUACCUCGCGUUAUUGUUUUCGAUCUUGAUGGUACUCUAUGGAAUCCAGAAAUGUAUCAGCUGAGCGGUGGUGCACCAUUUUGCCCAGACGAAAAAAAUCCUAAUAUCAUGAUUGAUCGGAGUGGCACAAGAGUUUGUCUUAUCGGUGAGACUAGAAAUGUUCUUCAGGAUCUCAUUUUAAACCCCCAGUGGAAGGAUACAUACUUUGCGAUUUCCUCAACUUGUGAUUUUCCGGAGUGGGCGGCAAGCCUUCUUGAGUUGUAUAAAUUUAAGAAUGCAGAGGGCAAAUCAGUUCCCAUGGGAUCUUUGUUUUCCGAUUUAAAGGAAAUUUAUUAUGCCGGAAAGGAUGAACAACAUAGAAGAAUUCUUAAAAAGGUUCGACAAAUUGACAAUAGUGUGACCGACUUUUCUCAAAUGCUAUUUUUUGAUAACCAGAGAAAUAAUAUUAGUGCAGUAUCUAAGCUUGGAGUGGCUUGCUGCUAUUGCCCUGAUGGUCUUGUUCCUGGAACUUUUCAAAAGGGGUUAGACCUGUGGCGCAAAAAUUAUUUGGCAUCCUUGUAAAUUUUUCAUGUAGCAUUGUUUGAUUACAUAACUGCAUUUUAUAAAUAUAUAUCAGCUUUAUUAUGCAAUAAUAAUAAUACUAGUAACAAUAAUUGCAACAAUACAAAAUAUAAAAAAAA
This is a messenger RNA of Phytomonas sp. EM1, 759 nucleotides long. The record is from the annotation of a GenBank genome assembly. NCBI's taxonomy places the organism in Eukaryota, Euglenozoa, Kinetoplastea, Trypanosomatida, Trypanosomatidae.